AUGGGCCCCGACGAUGAGGUCACCAGUACACACAAUCAUAUUGAAGAUUCUCAUUCGGGGAGUCCAAGGCACAGCCGCCAAAAUGAGCGUGACGUUGAUGCCGAAAAGCACGCCGGUCAUGAACCGAACGAAUUGCCAGACUUGAAAAGGAGGCUCAAAAGCCGACACCUGCAGAUGAUUGCAAUUGGGGGUACCAUAGGAACCGGCCUCUUCAUUGGCAGUGAGACAGCAAUCGCCAACGCAGGUCCCGUCGGCGCUCUCAUUGCAUAUAUUUUUGUCGGCUCCCUUGUCUAUUCAGUCAUGACCGCGCUGGGAGAAGUCGCGACAUAUCUUCCCAUCCCGGGAGCUUUUGCUUCAUAUGCCGCACGAUUGGUCGAUCCCAGCCUCGGAUUCGCGAUGGGCUGGAUAUACUGGUUCUCGUGGGCAUCGACCUUUGCUCUAGAAUUAACCGCGACCGGUCUCAUUAUACAAUACUGGAACGAGACCAUUCCGAUUGCGAUCUUCAUUGCUAUCUUCUGGGUGCUCAUUAUCAUUCUGAAUAUGCUACCGGUCAGCUUCUUUGGCGAAGCAGAGUUCUGGAUGUCAGCCAUCAAGGUUAUCACUGUCAUUGGAUUCAUGAUUUUCGCUAUUUGCAUGAACGCAGGAACGGGCAAGGAAGGGUAUAUCGGGUUUCGGUAUUGGGUGCAUCCCGGCCCAUUCAACGCAUAUCUGAUUGAGGAUGAGAGCAAGACUGCCAUCGCCAAAUUUGUUGGAUUUUGGGCUGUUCUGAUCAAAGCCGGGUUCUCAUACCAGGGCACCGAGCUCGUCGGUAUAGCUGCGGGUGAAACCGAGAAUCCGGGCAAAGCUAUUCCGUCGGCGAUCCGCAAAACAUUCUUUCGAAUUGUGUUUUUCUUUAUUUUGACGAUUUUCUUUAUCGGAAUCGUCGUCCCAUCCUCGGAUGAGCGUCUUACCGCCAGUGAAGGCAGCGGUGCCAGUGCCAACAAUGCGAAUUCGUCACCCUUCGUUAUCGCUGCAAAACGUGCCGGCGUCAAUGUGCUAUCGAGCAUAAUUAAUGCCGUGCUGUUGACUGUCGUUCUUUCUGCUGCUAACUCCAAUGUCUACAGCGGCAGCCGCAUUUUGGUCGGAUUAGCCCACGAGGGCUUCGCGCCGCCUUUCUUCGUGCGAACAACCAAACAAGGUGUCCCUUAUUGGAGCGUUGCAUUUACCUCUCUUUUCGGGUUGCUAGGCUUCUUGAAUGUGUCAAAUGCUGGCAGCACGGUCUUCAACUGGCUGCUCCAGAUUGCUGGUUUGGCCGGGUUUAUCACUUGGUCGUCGCUGAAUAUCUGCCAUCUGGCAUUUAUGAGGGCGUUGAACGCCCGUGGAAUCUCUCGCAAUAUCCUGCCAUACAAGGCAACCUGGCAGCCCUAUCUGUCGUGGUAUGGUCUUUUCUUCAACAUCUUGAUCAUCAUCACGCAGGGAUUCACGGCCUUUAUUCCAAGGUUUAGUAUCACGGACUUCUUUAUCAACUACCUCAGUCUCAUUUUGUUCACUGUGUUAUAUAUCGGGCACAAAGUGGUUUUCCGGCCGAUGUUUGUGCAGCCUCUGGAAGCUGAUAUUGACACGGGACGCCAUGAAUUUGAAAACGAAUAG
This is a messenger RNA of Penicillium alfredii, 1629 nucleotides long. RefSeq lists its product as uncharacterized. Bases 1 to 1629 code for a protein of 542 amino acids. Lineage: Eukaryota; Fungi; Ascomycota; Eurotiomycetes; Eurotiales; Aspergillaceae. Gene Ontology annotation, cellular component: membrane. Gene Ontology annotation, biological process: amino acid transmembrane transport. Gene Ontology annotation, molecular function: amino acid transmembrane transporter activity. The transcript has 2 exons. The record is from RefSeq and is a predicted model, not a curated record.